ACCGUAGCAUAACAAUACAUAUUAUAUUGUCAAUUUGUAUUGAAGAAAGUUUGAGAGCGUAAAAGACAGAUAUUUUCUUUGGAUUGAGGGAACGUGAAGAGAGAGAGAGAGAUGAGGACUGAUGAGAUGAUGAUGGUUGAAUGGGAAAGCUGAGAAAGAAAGAGAUGGGAAAGCACAGAAAGAGAGAGGUGGGAAAGCAACUAAACUAAAUUUUUUGCUUCACUUGAAAGCUUUCUUCCUCCUUAACCUCUGUGUCUCUUGCUAGCUAUUUAAUUACCACUCUUUCUCAACCAUAAAUACCCUUUUUUUUUUUUUUUGGCCCCCCAAUCUCUUUCACUCACUUUCUGAAUUAUUCUCCUCCUUUUAUGGCUUUCAUUUCCACUUUCUUCUCCAUUAAUGCCCUUUUCCAUCUCUUCUUCUUCUUCUUCUUUUUCUUCCUCUCAUCUUGAGGUUGUUCUAUACAGUCUCCAAGCAAAAAAGCUAAGCUUCUUUCUAUUGCAAAGAAGAGCACUAGAGAUAUCAUAUCAGCUGCAGAGUGCUCAAUAUGACAAGGCUAACUCCACCAAAAAGCCCUGUGGUAUCAAAAAAGAAGUCGGGUUGUAUGUGGGGUUUAUACAGCCUCUUUGACUUUCGCCAAGGUCGAUCUGAUAAGAAACUGAUUUCGUAUAGAAAGGGUUUAAAGAAACAUGUUGUUGGUGAAAGAAAUCUUAAGAGACAUGAUUUGCUUGACAAAUUGGAGGGGAAAUGCCAAGGCAUUGAUGACAAAAGCAAAAGCUUACUUGAUCCCGAUAUUCAAAACAAAAAGAAACUAAAGGGGGAUGAGAUUUCCACCAUGCAGCAGAUAAACUUAGUUGAUCCUGAUAUGCAGUCUUCUUCUAAAGGUACUUGUCAAUUACCAAAAAACAAUGGAAAGGCAAGAAAAAAUUGUCAGAGACCUUGUCAUGUAACUCUUCAUGGUCAGGCAGAGGCAGAGAGGCAUAAGCAACCUUCUCAACCAAAUUCAAUGGAUAGAUCUUCACAUAAGAUUGACUCGGCUGCAACGAAAGAAAUAUCCUUCAAACAGUCGCGUCCUAAAAAGCGGAGAGGCUUUGGUUGUAGAAAUGUCGAUUUUGUUGCUCACAGCCAGGUUAAUAAUCUUGAGUUAGUACAGAUGAAAGAUGCAGCUGAGGCAGUUGUGAAUCAGAAAUUCAUUGAUGGAAAGUACCUAAGCAGUAAUGGAGUAAACCAACAGUCUAAACAACUAUUAGAUGCAUUGCAGAUUUUGAAUAAGAACAAGGAGCUAUUUACGAAACUCUUACAGGACCCAAAUUCUCUUUUAGUGAAACACAUUCAGAAUUUGAAGGAUUCUCAAACAACAAAGCAGCAGAGAAAAUCUUUUUCUGAAGCCAAAAUAUCAGAAUAUCAUCAGACAGAUUGUGCAAGGCAAUAUGAAGAACCUGCCCGUACAGAAAAGUCGAAGGCUUCUGAUAAUUUCCAGUUGAAGGGAAGAAAUGAUCCCCAACUUUCAGAAAGAAUAACAGUUUUGAAGCCUGACUUAACAACCAUUCAAAACUCUGCUGGUGAAACAAAUCGUUGCACCUCUCUACAGUCUUACAAUAGCUUGGAAGAAAGUGCAAAAAAUGUUAGAAUUACAUAUUUUCCUUUUGGGCGUGUAACAAGGAAAUUGAGACAUGCUAUGGGGGUAAGCAAAAAAGAUCAGCAAUUGUUAUCAACCAAUGUUAUGAACAAUAGAUCUCCCUAUGAAUGCAAGAGAUUUGAAGAUGGUCAUAAAGGUAAAGGAAGGGAAAUCACAAGGCUAAAUUCUCCAACUAUCAUGCAUGUCGAUAAUGGUGAAAUGGCAAAGUCUUCUAAUGAUAUUUGGAAAAGGGACAAGAUUGACAAGUUGGAAGGUUUCAAAUCAAGCACUGGACAUGAAACGGCUUCAAGUAGCCAAAGUAGCUUUAGAAGCUCAAACUUGAUGGUUUUUAGCCAUUAUAAGAAAAGUGAAUCUGACAUGGACCUGGAGGCCCUGAAACACCCCUCUGAAGUGUUAAAAACUAAAUCUAUGGGUCAUACUUUUUCCCAAAGUCAGACACCAAAAACCUGGCAGAGGAAAACUGACUUCUUCCGUAUACCAAGUCCUGUGAGAGACAGUGAACAUGGCUCUAUUAUGGAAGACAUGAGAUUCGUUCCAUAUAGAAGCUGCCAACUUGUUUAUGAGAAUAAAUGGAAAUUUCAGAAAGAACAGAAAGAAAGGUAUUCAAGUUCAUUGAAGCAGCACAAAGAGGCUCCUCCUGAUAAUAAGAAACCGAACAAUCAAUUGCAACUUUUCGACACAAAGUCAAAUAUUUCAGAGACUAGUUGUGCCCCAACCAAAGUUAUUGAAGUUGAUUCAGGCUUUAAAGGCUGUGUGAAGAUUCUUGAAGCUAUUGGUACCAUACACCCAGAAGAGAGAAAUCCUAUGGAAGUGCCUGCUGAACCAGAUGGUACAGACAAGAUCAGUACCUUCCAUGGAGGAGAAGCUAAUCCUUUAGGAGGGAUGUCCAAAUGUGAUAGCAUAGGCGAUACCUAUACUGCAGAUGCAAAUGACAUUAUACAUACAGCUAGUUCAAAUGAAGAAUAUGAACAUUUUAGGUGCUUCAAACAGGAUUCGUCUUUUGAUGAUCAACCAUCAACCUCUUCAGUUGAUGAUGUUUCUUCAUCAACCCCUUCAAGCAUUGAGACUGUGCCGGAUCCUGAUACAAUUGAAGAUAGAAGACAUCAGUCAAGUCCAAUUUCUGUUCUUGAGCCUUUUUUCACAGAUGAGACAAGCCCUGAAAGCACUUUGUGCAAUUCUGCUGAAGAUCACAGUUGUUCUGCUCUUUCGAUGUCACCAUUGAAUCCUAAAAUCAGUUCAGCUACUUGUUUAGAUUAUGGAUCCAUCCCUGACAACAUAAGGGAAUUGCUGCAAAUGACUGGCAUUAAUUGGGAUGAGCUCUCAAAAAAGUUCCAUGAAGCAGAUCAACUUCUAGAGCUUGACCUAUCAUCUCUGCUUGACACAGCAAAGGUUCAGGCUAACCAGUCCUGUGAUACUCACAGGCUCAUCAUUGACUGUAUUAAAGAUGUUCUUCUAAAGGUAUAUCAUAGUCAUUUUAGAUUCUCCCAUUGGGUGUCAUUAACCAAACCAAAUUUCCAAACACUUCCAGUAGAGAAAUUUGUGAUUCAUGAAAUUACAAAGUGCAUUGAUUGGCACCUGCUCAAACAGCCAUCACCAAUAACAUUGGAGCAGCUCGUUGUAAAAGACUUAACCAGAUGUGGAACAUGGCUAGAUAUCCGAAACGAUGUUGAAGACAUAGUUGUUGAGACAGUGGAAGAUGCUUUAGAGGAGUUGAUCAUGGAAACCAUUCUUGAGCUGCAAAUUUGAAGUAUACUCUUAAGAAUGGUCAAGGAAAUUAGGCAUGAUUGAUGGGAUAUAUAUAUAUAUAUAUGAACUGAGCUUUUUGAGUUUUCUUGAAAUUUCAUCUGCAGAGUCCUCAAAUCAUAUAAUCCCAGUUUUUGACCAUUGCAUGGAUUAAGGACAAAGUAUAAGGAAGCUUUCGGCUUAGUUAUGGAUGAACAUCUUGGUUGGUCAAUAGAUGGGCCACUGAAGAGUGGAAAUAGUCUUUGUCAUAUUCAUAGGUAAUUCAACCAGAUCCAUAGGCUUUGUCAUCCUGUACAUAUAGUGCAAAAAAUGUCUUUUCUUUCUUUGUAUAUUCAAUUUUUUAAUUUGUUAUCCUAAAAAAUCCUUAUUUGAUGGAACAGUGAAUAUGCCAUGCCUUUACAAUCUUUAUUCCUCUUUCUCCCUAAUA
Messenger RNA from Ziziphus jujuba (common jujube), 3806 nucleotides. RefSeq lists its product as uncharacterized. The transcript has 7 exons. Lineage: Eukaryota; Viridiplantae; Streptophyta; Magnoliopsida; Rosales; Rhamnaceae. Bases 545 to 3382 code for a protein of 945 amino acids. The record is from RefSeq and is a predicted model, not a curated record.